UCGCUGCUAGAAAACGUUAGGAAACCCCUGCUUUAAAGCAACCUUUUUUUCGCAGGUGGAAUGAAGUAUUUGACAUUUUGGCAGGCUGGGUGUAGGUAGUCUCAGACAGUCUUUGCUUGGUUAAAUCAACCUGAUUAUUCAAUUUCAUAGGAACAUUUAAGACAUGGCUUUGCAUAACUUUACAAAAGCCCAGAGGGAGGGACCUGGUGCCUCGAACUUUUAGCUCGUUGCCGCAUUUAGCGGGGAUUUGUGGAUGUGGGUCGUAAAGCGUAAAGGUUAGUAAAAAUUCUGGGGACCAUGGGGAGAAAAAAAAAAUCACACUGAGUUACGGAAUUGAUGGAAUGACGGAUAUAACAAAGCAUGACAGAGAAAAACGAUCAUAAAUGAUUAUAAAACACGCCACGGGACACAAACAGGAAAUAUUCCAGUCUCGUAUAACCAGCAAAGUUACAAAACUCCCUUCUUUUCUUCCCUCCAAACAUUUGCGCAGCAGCGCGUCACGUGACCUCAAGAAGUCCGUCCUCACCAGAAACUCUUCGUCAUCUUCAUCAUCCUCAAGCGUGGCCUGCAGCUGACAGCCAGACAGUCAUACGACGAUGGCCGCCAUGGAGAACUACAAACUCUUUCUGAUCACUUUGUUUUCCGCUGCGGUGCUGGGCGUCGUCUCCAUCAUAUUCGUACUGAGAUGGGUUCUGCACUUUAAAGAGGGUCUGGCUUGGGACGGAGGUUCGGCCGAGUUCAACUGGCACCCGGUGCUGAUCGUCUGCGGGUUUAUUGUCCUGCAGGGUCUGGCCAUCAUCGUGUACAGACUCCCAUGGAGCUGGCAGUACAGCAAGCUUACAAUGAAGUUCAUCCACGCAGGCUUGAACUUGGUGGCCUUCAUUUUUGCUGUUGUGUCGAUGGUGGCGGUUUUUGACUACCACAAUGCCGCCAAAAUCCCCAAUAUGUACAGCCUGCACAGCUGGCUGGGUCUGACAGCUGUGAUACUCUAUGGUGUGCAGCUUGUUUUAGGGUUUGGCAUGUACUUGAUACCUGUGACACCUGUAUCCUGGAGGGCGGCCUUCAUGCCUGUGCAUGUCUACAGUGGUCUUCUACUCUUUGCAUCCAUUAUAGCAGUGGCACUUAUGGGCAUCACUGAGAAACUUAUAUUUGCGCUGACCAACCCCAAGUACAAAGACUCUCCUCCGGAGGCAAUAUUUGUGAACGUUCUGGGAUUCCUUCUGGUCGUUUUCGGAGCGCUGAUCCUGUGGAUUGCCACUCGGCAGUCUUGGAAACGGCCCAGUGAGCAGAUCUUGCAUAGCUUGCAUUCCGAUCGGGCCGGUGAGGAGAGCACAAAAGUGGGUCCGGCUAUGUCUCAGCUCUCGGAGGAAAACGAUGCUGAAGCCACAGGGGAGCUCCGCAGGAGGAGUAAUCAUUAGAUGAUCUACAGUAUGUGUAAAAAAGUGAUUCAGAGCUGGGGCUCGGAUUGUCAGAUGAAUGUAUUGGUCAUAGAAAGUGCAGUUUUUCAUAUUUGAUAUAGUAGUACACAAUUCACACACAGUGUAUUGUACAAGUAAACACUGUGUCCUUCCUGCAUUUCUCUCUUUAAAAUACAAGAAAUACUUUAUGCUGUUGUUGUAUGUUGUUUUCUGCAUGGAAAACUAUCGUUAUUCUCUAUAAAAUGUGUUUUUGGUUCAUAUUAUUUCCUUGGUUUUUGUAAGUUUUGCUUUUCAUCUGACCUUUUGGAAAGAAUUACAGUAAUCCCUCGGCAGUUCGGGCUGUUCAUUUUGCAGCUUCACUCUAUAAUAAUUUUACCAAAAAUAUAGUAUAUUAAUAAACAGGGGUGUCACAAGACACUCAGAGACAAGACGGGACGAGAUUUUAACAUUACUUUUGAGAGAAUUACAAUGAAAAAAUAUAAAAAAUAUAUGACAAUUUAUUGCAAUCUACUAAUUUAAUUUCUACUACGUUACACUCUUCUGCACUCUGUGUGUAUGUUAGCGGCCACGCCUCCACCCACCGAGACUAAGAGACUGUAAUGACUGACAGACGGGCUCACUCCGUUCAUGCCGUUGUUUUAUGGGACAAUCUUGCCAAGGUGCUGAAACCAAUGCACAGAGUGUACACUCUUCCUGCCUGUUUGAAGGCGAGAGAUGACGAAAACAGACGCGCAUGCACAUGGCAAUAUAUUGAGGCUGGCAAAAUUAUGAAGUUCAUUUUCAUUUAUUGUGUGAUUAAUUAAUUCAUUUAUUAUCAUCCCAGGUCUACAGUCCCACAAGAGAGUUUUUUUCUGAAUGAAAAAUCUUGUCACGUUUUAAUCUUGCCAGAUCUUGUGACACCCCUAUUAAUAAAUUAUGCUGUUUUGUGGUUGACUACGGCUUAUUAUUGGUCUAAAAUAUGCUUGUUCAAGCAUUUUCUUUUGCCUAGUGUAAGUAUUUUCAAGCAUAAAAAUGGCUAAAUGAAGUAAAAUACAAAUAUAAAGUUACAUUGAUGACACAAUAGCUGCAUUGCGAAGUUUGUAAACAGGUUUUUUAUGAUUCAAAAUGAAAAGAUUCCAUUUAUAAAUAAGGAAUCCUACCUCCAAAUUCACACAACCAAUUAACCGCAAUAAACGAGGGAAUACUGUAAUGAUGAAUCUGUAAUGCUGCUGUACAAAAUAAGGUAUUUUUGCUAUAUUUUCGAGUGUUUGGAACGGAUUAAUUGGAUUGACUUGUUUUCCAUCGGUCUUCGUAAAUUUCAAGUUUCGCCGAACCUUUUGGAACGAAUCAGUAAUAAAAACCGUGGUUCCGCUGUAGUAAGACUACUAACUGUUCAUUUUCUGUAUUUUUUGUGCUCUGCCCGUUGUAUGCUUUUAUCUUUAUUUUAUUGUUCAAGUUUCAAGUGUUGUUCUUUCCCGUCUUUUAUAUGAGUGCCUUGUACUGUUCCGUAAGGC
Dunckerocampus dactyliophorus (ringed pipefish) is the source of this 2911-nucleotide messenger RNA. Its product is annotated as plasma membrane ascorbate-dependent reductase CYBRD1. Gene Ontology annotation, molecular function: oxidoreductase activity. NCBI's taxonomy places the organism in Eukaryota, Metazoa, Chordata, Actinopteri, Syngnathiformes, Syngnathidae. Bases 597 to 1418 code for a protein of 273 amino acids. The record is from RefSeq and is a predicted model, not a curated record. Gene Ontology annotation, cellular component: lysosomal membrane. The transcript is spliced from 4 exons.